Lactuca virosa is the source of this 1205-nucleotide messenger RNA. Lineage: Eukaryota; Viridiplantae; Streptophyta; Magnoliopsida; Asterales; Asteraceae. The record is from the annotation of a GenBank genome assembly.
UGUCUUUACAUGCACAUGUAUGUUUUGUUUCUCUCUAUAUAUACAUACCUAUGUCUACACACCACAAGGAAUUUGAUAAACAUAUCCUGAAUCAUUAUUCAUCAUUCAUAAUUUCAUCAUAUCCUUCCAUGGAAGCUUCAGAAUCACUAUCGAUUGAGAGCUUUUCGUACAGUUGGUUAGUCAACUUAAAGCCAUCUUUUGAGAGUUCUUUUAGAGCCUCCUUUGAUGAUGAUUCCAACUUCAUUGAAAUGGACCCGAAGCUUUCCGCUUCUAAAAGAUUUCUUGUUUUUCAUCAAGAUUUCGACUUUGAUCUCCCGACAUUGCAACCUAAUUGUGUUCAUGCCGAUGAGCUCAUCUCUAAUGGAAUCCUCGUUCCACUUUUUUUAAAGCCGUUGGAUAUCGGAAUGGGAAUCUAUGAUUCCGUUUCCAGCUCGACUCCGGUUUCACCGGUGUCUUCCGCCACCCAUGGCAGAAGUCGGUCUUUGCUCUCUAGAAGGUACCGAAGACUGCCGAAAAGUGUCGUCCGGAAGUACUUGAAUUUGGUAAGGCUGCUUUGGCUUAGAAUGAGAAGGGGAAGGUCCGAUUCCGAUUCCGGUUCAGGUUCUGGUUCCGGUUCCGGACCAAGCACCGGAAUUGGCAUGUCGUCUCCCAGGGAAACCGAAACGUAUUCUUCUAACAAUUGGUUAAGAUCAUGCGAUUCCGAUUCCGCUAAAAUCUUGGCAUUCGAAGGCACAAGUGAAGCAGACAAUUGGAGAAGAUCAUGCGAUUCCGAGAGUUCAAUUUACGAAGCGGUUCUUCACUGCAAGAAAACUAUUGGCUAUAAAUGAAGAGAAAGAAGAUGCGAAGAUGGUAGAACAUGUAGAAAAUUACCGUCUGAGAUUUUAUGGUUGGUUUUAGACGUGUAAAGUAUUACUAGUCUUUAGAGUAAAAAACUGUAACUACCGGUCGUCCAAAUUAUGUGAGAAAUGAUCUUUUAUAUAAAAUGCAUGUCUUAAAAAUAAAAACAUUUAUUGGAUGCCUGGUUUUCAAAUUGUCUUUGGUUUGGUCAAUCAAAGAAGUUCGACCUCCAUAACUCCAUUGUUACCUGUUUUAAGGAAAAGUCAAUAUUGAUACUAACUUUGUAAUAAAAUUGAAUAAUAAAAGAAAUCUGGGGUGGUUCUUGUUUUGAACUAGAUCGAAUUAAAACAUGUACAUCCUUGAGAAAA